Messenger RNA from Mobula hypostoma (lesser devil ray), 4137 nucleotides. It is a transcript of the gene iftap, whose product is annotated as intraflagellar transport associated protein. Gene Ontology annotation, cellular component: cytosol; 9+0 non-motile cilium. The transcript has 8 exons. Bases 144 to 860 code for a protein of 238 amino acids. The record is from RefSeq and is a predicted model, not a curated record. Gene Ontology annotation, molecular function: intraciliary transport particle A binding. Gene Ontology annotation, biological process: spermatogenesis; acrosome reaction. Lineage: Eukaryota; Metazoa; Chordata; Chondrichthyes; Myliobatiformes; Myliobatidae.
CCACGGAGUAGGAAACGGACGCUAUAAAUGUCGGACCACUCACUGAAGAUAAAAGCUAUCAAUAUAUCAGACAUAUUUAUAUUUGUUCACUAGUUUUUAUUCAGAUCUGUACUUAUAGUAAUGCAUAAGAUACACUAUUGUUUAUGACUCUUUCAACAAUGGAGAAGGAAGGUAUAACUUGUGAAGCUUUGGAAAAGUUUUGCAGGAGCCAUGAACAAACAUAUGAGGAAUUUCUGGAAUCUUUUAUUCACCUUAGAAAAGAGGACACAAAGGAACAAAAUACAGUACCUCCGACCAUUGCGGACAUAGCAGAAGAUGCUGAAAAAUGUAUAGAUAUGAAGAAAAUACUGACAAACUCUCCUGAGAAGGGAGGACAAUCAUCUAAGGAUGAUGAAGAGACAAGAUAUGAACCGGAGGUAGAGAAAUGUAUUGACAUUGAAGACAUAGACAGUGACAAAGGAAGUGAACAGCAAAGUUGCACUGAUGCUACAGCCUUGCUGAUUAAUAAGACUAAAAAACAGCCUAUUGUUGAGACUAAUAUUGUGGGCCACUGCCAUGAAGCACUCCCAGGUAAAAUCAGAGAGGAGAUUCCUGCAAAUUAUUCUCAUUGUGAAUGCAAAUACACGAUCCUUGACUUCAAAGUGUAUCCAUGUGUUGAAGAGUUUAAUAACAAAGCACAUGACCAGGCAUUGACAGAUGAAGUCCAGCCAUUCACAUUGGAUGAAGAAUUUGACUAUAACUGUGUCUAUCUUAAACCCAAGUAUAGUGAGGCUGAACUUAAGAAUCUUUCUGCCUUGUCACAACAGCAAAAAGAAAGUGGAGAAUAUAAUGCAGCAAAGCUGAGUGACUCUGACUUAUAACACAAUUGCCACUUUUUGAUGUGGUCUACCAGGCAGCAUUACUUUCUGUUACAAACACUUUGCCGCAUUUGAAGCAGAAUUUGGGUAUGAGAACUUUACAAUCCCACAAAAAUUUCUACUAAUUAAAAUCAUUCAGUGAAGUGUUAAUAGAUUUCAUAUUAGUUUAAUAACAUUUCUUAUUUUGAAUCAUUAAAUUAGACAAAGAUAUAAAAUGACUUUGAUUCAUUUGUGUUUUUUUCUAUGUUACAAAGCCUCAUGUUGCCCCAUUAGAGAUAUGAUGAUUAUUAUGAAAUAUAAUAUAUACCCAUCCAGUUUCACGUAUCCAUUCUUUGAACUUGAACAGAAUGAGGGAAUAUUUGCCCAUUCCUAGUUGUUUCACUUUUAGAAGACAGUUUAUUUGUCUGCUCCAAAGCUAUAUUGAAGCUUGGAGCUAAGUGACCUUGAGGGAAUGCAAGACAAGUAAUGACUUUUUGGUCACUUGAAGGCAUACAGUGAAAUCUUUUAUUCCAUUGCCAUUAAUUGAGAGUAGCCUGACUGGCUGAAACUGGUCAUAUUGGAUCUUUCCUAAACAUAUCAUAUUUCUAAAGCUUCAUUGAGCUGAUGCAAUGUUGAUGCUGGACUGGAAACGUUUGGUUAGCAGGGCACCUCUUUUAAAAUAAUACUAGUGUAAUGUUAGAUAGAACUCAUAGGAUUUCUUUUGUAUUUAGUGCACCUGGGCAUUAUUUGAUAUUUGACAUGAAUCAGAAUUCUGUGAUAAAGGCAAAUUUGAGCAGAGGCUAGAUAUAAUAUCCAUCUGAUAUUUCAGGCCAGAGGUGGUUACAAAAGCUUACACUCUUGCACUUGUACCUAUCAUUACUGAUUAUGGAAAUUUACUAUAGUAUAUUAGUAAGAUUUUGUAUGUUGUUGACUAUUCAGAAACCUGUAGAGUCAUACAGCACAGAAGCAGGUUCUUCUGCUUCAUGUCAAUGCUCACCAUUGUGCUUAUCUAUACAGUUCCCAUUUAUCCACGUUUGAUCUCCAGUUGUCUAUGCCUUGGUGAUUCAAGUAUAGUUUCCUACAAACUAGAUAGAAACAGCAGGUAAAUUAAUGUGACAUAUACGGUUUGAGUUUUAUUGGUUAGCAAAUUAUUAUUUACUCUCAAUCGCAAACAAGUUUCAAUGAGACGUCCUUCUAAUAGGCUCACUCACUUGUCCUAUUUUUUAUUCUUAAGGUUGAAUAAUGAUUUGUUUUUCUCAUCUUUUUCACUAUCAGCAGGUUGGCAAGUAUAGGACAAGAGCAUAGAAGAUUGCUGUUUUUUCUCUUUGUAUUUCAAACAGAAAAUAAAAUUUAAGAAUGGCAGGAUUUAUUUCUGUCAAGAUGUAAUAGCAAGUAUUCUUAAAUAAUUCCAUACAGCUCUUGGCAAUGUUUAACUCUAGAGCUAAGGAUACAUUUAAUCAGUUUCUGAACAAAGUAGAUAAUACUUAUUCUAGAGUAUUGGAAAAUAUUUGCAUCUUAUUUUAUUAAGACAUGGUCAGUGAGCAUUGUUUUGUGCAGGGGAGAUCAUGUCUGAGAAAACUUUUGGUGCAUUUUGAAGAGGUAGUAAGUGGAUUGAUGAAGAUCAGGCAGUAGAUGUUCUCUAUAUGAGCUUUAGUUCAGCCUUUGACAAGGUCCGGGAUGGCAGCUGAUCUGGAAAGUUAGAUCAAAUGGGCUUCAGGAGAAGCUAGAUAGAUCUCACUGAAUGUGGUGCAAUUGCAUUACGGCGCUAGCGAUCACCAAUCUGGGUUGGAUUGCUACCACUGUCAGUAAGGAGUGUGUACAUUCUCCCCGUGACCACAAUCUAUGUAUCUAUCACUAUACUCCAAGUGUGGAUUCACCAUUGUUUUAUAUAAUUGCAACAUAUUGUCUCCUCUUUUAAAUUCAAUGCUUUGUCUAAUGACGGCUAGCACUUUCUUCACUACCCUUUCUGCUUGCGCGGCCACUUUCAGCAACUGAGCACUUGUAUUCCCAGGUCCCUCAGUUCCAUGACACUCAUCAGUGCCUGCCAUUCAGUAUAUAGGUCUUAUCCUGAUUUGACUGUCCAAAAUGCUUCACCACACUCUUGUCUAAGUUGAAAUCCACUUGCUGUUCCUCAGCCCAUUGGAUCAAGACUUCUUUGCAGUUCAUUGUAACCUGCCUCACUAUCAACAAAACCCACUUAUUUAGUAUCAUCAGCAAACUUGCUAAUCAUGCUAUGUAUAUUCAUAUCCAAAUUAUUUAUAUUAAUAAUGAAUAACGGAGAACUCCGAAGCACUACUAGUCACAAGCCUCCAGUAAGAGAAUCAACCUUCAGUCGUCACCCUCUGUUUCCUAUCAUUGAUCUAUUUCUAUUGAUCCACCUCAAAAUUUUUAUAAAAAUGAGCUUUAUUUGUCAUAUGUACACUGAAACAAACAAUGAAAUGUGCAGUUAUCCGUGAACAAUCAACGCAGUCCAAUGAUUGUGCUGGGGACAGCCCGCAAGUCUCCCAGUGUUUCUGGCGCCAACGUAGUGUGCCCACAUCUCACUAACCCUAACCGUACAUCUUUGGACUGAGGGAGGAAACUGGAGCACCUGGAGGAAACUCAUGCAGUCACCGGGAGAACAUACAAACUCCUUUUAGACAGUGGCAGGAAUUGAACCCCAAUUGUUGAUUUCUGGCACUGUAAAGCAUUGCACUAAUCACUACAUUAUUGUGCCACCUGCUUUUGUCAUCCUUUUAUAGAAAAGCACAUUGUCAAGCUGGAGAGGGUGCAGAAGAGAUGCGGAUUACGUCAGGACUGGAGGGCCUGAUUAUAGGAAGAGCUUUCCAUGUUGAAUCUUUAUUCCCUGGAGAGCAGGUAAAUGAGAGGUAUGGAUAAGGUGGAUGGUCAUAAGGUUGGAAAGCCAAAAACUAGAUACAAGAUAAGAGGAAAGUGAUUUGAGACCUGAGAGAGAACUUUAUAGAGUGAAGUGAGUACGUGGAAUGACCUAUCAGAGGAACUGGUUGAGGUGGGUAUAAUUGCAACAUGGAAGGAGGGGGUUGGAGGCUAUGAGUCUUACACGGGCAGUUUGUACCAGCAGAGUGGAUGCUGCAGUUGGCAUGGAACAGUUGGGCCAAAGCACUUGAUUCUAUGCUGUAUUACUUUUAUUUGUUUAUGUGUGAUGGAAUACUGAAAAAAUGCAACUUUAUGCUAAUACACAUAAAUGCUUUUAUUUGUGCUAAAGAAAUUUCCAGUAUCUUGUAGUUAUUUUUGUUAUUAAAGUUCAACGUUCAAAAUAAAUUUUAUUAUUAAAGUAUAUGUA